This is a messenger RNA of Physcomitrium patens, 3891 nucleotides long. Its product is annotated as tobamovirus multiplication protein 2B. Lineage: Eukaryota; Viridiplantae; Streptophyta; Bryopsida; Funariales; Funariaceae. The record is from RefSeq and is a predicted model, not a curated record.
UCGGGCAUGUGAUUGUGGGAUCAUGCCCUCGCGCGCUGUACUUCACGGGGCUGCGUCGCCGAUCGAUGUGAGGCUGACUGCUGCGUUGCGUGAUAAUAUUUCAGCCCCUUUCAAUUGAAUCGCGCGAAGCCGCUGGUGAUCUGAAGAGCCCGGCAGAGUGAGAGAGAGAGAGAGAGAGGGAGUGAGAGGAUUAAGGGGAUUCUGAAGCUCUUGGGAGUGUAGAUGAUGGCUGGAGUGCCGGCCAACACGCAGGGCAGCACAGCGCUGAAAGCACUUGCCACUGACAGGAUUUCCACGUGCAUUCUGCAGUCCGCCAACUUGUCGCAGCUGCUACGUAACUCCGCCCACACUGAGAUUGUAGCCAAGCUGUCGAAGGAUCUGUCACUUAAAGUUUCAAACAUCAAAACUACCGGAGAGCUUCUAGAGCAGAUGCCAUCUGUGAUUGUGGCGCUCGAUUCGCACCUUGAUAGCGCAAUUCGAAGUUCGUCUAUGCUGCAAGAGGUUCGGUCCAUUCUUAUCGACAGUUCACAUACCCCACCUAUUCCACUGCCUAUAAACCCCGUACAAGAUCCAAGCAGCUAGCACUGACUGAAUCUUUUGUUGCGUAAUAGGUUUCCAGAUAGCCAUUUGCAGUAGGGUGUAAGGUACUUUUGCAAUCAGAAAUUGUGUUCGAGGUUUUUAGAGUUUGUGGGGCUGGUACGCAUGCUUCAUGAAGGGCAUCUCCGGUUACAGCUUGGACAGUCUUUCUCUAUUCCCGAGGUAUUCCUUUCGAUCUGAAGCCACGAGCGGCCGUGUGAUACUUGUUUUUGAUAAACGUAACGAAAAAAUUGCUGAAGUCGACGGCCAUAUCUACUGGAAAAAUUGUCGCAGCAGUUCUGGACUUGUGCGGGCAAUGGGCUUAUCCUGGCUAUGGGAUAAACAUCAUUCAAAUUCUUACAAUCCGAGUUGGAAAUUGCUAUGGGUAUGGGUGGUGGGAACAGUGGCAACUUCUCACCUGCAUCCUCCUCACAACCUCCAAGAUGUCCUAUGCCAAAAGAUAUUUCAGGUGUGUCCCCUGGGGAGUAUAGUCGGGAUGCAGUAAGUUUGCGUAGCUCAGUUUCUGUUCCAGCCUUUUCGACAUACGUGAAGCUUAAUCCUCCUCCUGCUGAACUUUCUGGCAAUGGAUCGAGGGCGUUGCCGAUUCCUCCAAACCUCUCCUCAUUUCCUCCACGAGUGCCCAAGACCGGGAAACCUAGCAUUGGAGCAUGGGGGGGUCUGCCAUCCGGUCCUAACUGGUGGGUUCAAGGGAAAACAGCCAUUGGAAUAAUCUUGGCGGCAGUUCUGUUGUUGUAUGUUGGAUUUCUUUUGGGGCAGUCAUAUUGGAAGACAGAUGCACUUCAAUACGCAAUAGUGAUCGAUGGGGGAAGUACAGGUACCCGAGUUCAUGUGUAUGCUUGGGGACACUCACCAAAAGACUCUCUUCCUGUGAUGGUCAAACCGACUUACAGUCGUGAUGACAGUGCGCCGUGGUUCAGAGUUCCCGGGCAGCAGCGGGCCUAUAAACGUGUGGAAACAGAACCCGGACUAGACAAAACAUUGAAUAAUGUGACAGCUGUACAGCACGCUCUACAGCCUCUACUAGAAUGGGCAGAGAAGCAGAUACCUCCUUAUGCUCGUGGAUCAACAAGAGUAUUCCUCCUGGCUACUGCAGGGCUACGAAGGUUGCCUCGGAUGCAGAGUGAAUCUAUUCUUGAUGACGCAUUUUUGGUUCUUCAGAAAUCUCCGUUUAUGUGCCAACGCAAGUGGGUUAAAGUCAUUAGUGGUGUAGAGGAAGCUUAUUACGGUUGGAUAGCUCUCAAUUACAACCUUGGUCUACUUGGUCACUCGCCAAAGUUGCUAAAUGUAGGUACAUUGGAUCUUGGGGGUUCCUCGUUUCAAGUAACUUUUGAGCCAGAAGAAGUCUCUCAAAAAUACGGUGUGAAUGUCAGUGUUGGAAGUACAGAACACAAUCUCUAUGCAGUUUCUCAUGCGGGAUAUGGCCUGAACGAUGCAUUUGAGAAGUCGGUAGCACAGCUACUGAGGUCACAAAAUUCUGGAUCUAGUGCAGUUGUGGCGGCUAGAAAUGGACUCGUGGAACUGGAGCAUCCCUGUAUGCACAAAGGUUAUAGGAGGCCCUACGUGUGCUCUACGCAUUGUAUGUUACCGCCUUUGGCAUUUGGAAGCGAAAAUGAUGGAGAUCGAGUUUCGCAGGUGGAAUUAAUAGGAGGUUCAAAGUGGAAAGAAUGUCAGGCGCUUGUGGAAAAGGUCGUCAAUAGCUCGCAUGCGGAUGAUUGUCCAUCUUGUGCUCUCGGGAAAUAUCAGCCAUCCUCUCAGGGUAAAUUCUAUGGGCUUGCUGGAUUUUUUGUCGUGUACAAAUUUUUUGGACUGAAAGGUAACGCUCCGCUCGGAAGAUUACUGAAGAAAGGGCAGAAGUUCUGUGAACUGAAUUGGAAAGAAGCUCAGGCGAAAGUGAGUCCGCAGCCCAGUAUUGACCAGUAUUGCUUCCGAGCCCCUUAUGUUGCUGCUUUGCUGAGACAAGGUCUACACCUUCGAGACGAUCAAGUAACAAUCGGUUCGGGAGAUUUUGCAUGGACACUUGGGGCCGCCUUAUGGGAAGCGGGUGCUUUGAUCCCUGUUCAGUCACAAUCAGAAAAGAUAGUUCUGGCGAAGUUCUCAAACUCUCGGAUUGCUUUCUAUGGUGCACUGCUUCUGUUGUUGUUACUCAUUCUUGGGAUGACUACCUGCUAUCUGCUCUGGUUACUGUGGCCACGACGUCGAACCCAUUCGUAUUUACCGCUUUUCAAUUCCCUGACAUCUGCCACGGGUGGACCUCACUGGAUACAACUCCCAUUGAGAUUCCCUGGCCGUCUAGGCAUUCUCACGACAAAUGGUUUUGGACGUGGAGAUGAUGGUGGUAUUAAGAUGCCACACAGUCCGAUUCCAGAUGCACAUGGACUUCACAAUCCUGUUUUUGGUUCCAUGACAUCUAAUGGCUCCGUUAGCGAUCGGGAGGGUCAAGAGUUGAUGACUGGGAUUGGAAUUUCUGCACCUGACCGUCAUCAGAAAUCAACUGGAAAACUGCAGCACAAAGGGUACUAUUUGCAGAGUCGACGGACGCAGUCUCGAGAAGAUCUUAAUUAUUGUGUCUCAGAUCUCCAUGGUACAAGGGUCUGAGCGAGUGAGUUUGGCUUAGCCAACGGCUCUCAGCAUUUUGUAUUUUAUGAAAUAUGAACUACCACUGUCCCAUUCCAUGUCUAUUUAUAUUCCUACAAUUUCUCAGUUCAGCCCUUAAGCGUGGCUUGUACUGAGAAGGCAGGCACAAGGUUGGCCACAAUUUGGCUUAUGUUCUGAAGUUGUUACGGAGAAAGCGCGAACGAGAAUUGAAAGCACUGCAUACUGGGGUGUAAAGUUUUUGUGGUUUUUCAAUUAUGCUGUUUGAAAGUACUCUUCAGAUUUCAAGAAGUUCUAAGAUAUGAUCGUAAACAUGAGAAAUAGCACAAUCGCGACCUUGGAAAAUUACUGUGGCCCAACCGAUUCAGGCCUGAAUGAACACUAGUUUGUGAUGCAAAAUGUAACGGGCGAACACAAGUUGGGUGUACAGAAAGCCGACGUGCACAAAGAUAAGUGUUCUCACUGAAGAUAUAGCUUAUGAGCCGUUCUGUCACAUUUCAUAUCUACAUAUGAGAAUUAAGUCUAUAAUUCUAAUUAGAAUAUACACUAGAAGAAAAUUAUAAUUUGAAUGGGUGAGUUCACUGCCGUUACAAAUUGCCAUCUUCCAUUUUGUCUCCAGUGUUCUUGAAAGAUUCAUAAAUCUUUGUCUACACUUACAAUUACGGUUGUUUAGAUAUGAUAAGAUAAACCUUUUGUAGACCA